AGUCAGCUGACGCUCGGGAUCAGGAACCGGACCGUGAGCGAAGCUGUAACAUGACAAAGUUGUUGUUAAACGCUUGGCAGACAGCUAGCUAUAGGUAAGGAAAUAUAGCAUUUUGGAGUCAUUUAGGGGGUCAUUCAGUGCCCCGUUUCUGCCACUGCCCUUGGCCGUUCAUCGUAGACUGAUAGAAAAAGAAAACAAGGAUAUUUGGUGUCUUGACGGCUUCCUGUGUCAACUGCAAGUGUUAGUUUUGCGUCACGUAUCGAGGACUCGACUGAACAGACAACACCUCGAUCAACUCUUCAGUGUCCUGGGGUUUCUUCAGCAUGAUGUUGUACUGAACAGUUCAGCGGCAGAAGCGGAGCAUCGAGAUUUUGCCUAUCAUUGCCACGAUGGCGUUUUCAGCGUUCAGGCUGACAGCUGUCUAUGUGAUCCUAGUAUUUAUGUUGUUUCUCGCAUCGUUUGGGACGUCGUAUCCUCUUCCAGAUGGGACGGACAUAUCCGAAGUGAGAGCUCCGAUAGAAUAUUUUCGUGUUCGUUUUAGCUGGCACAACGUAAGUUGUCAGUUGUGCAAAGUCCUCUUCACCGUUGUGGACAUUGCUCUUUUGAGUGACACGAAUACAGAACAUGUGGCUCAUGCCAUUGGUGAGGCCUGCAUUCAUUUACACUUGUCAGAGGAAAAAGUAUGCAUGGAGAUUACAGAGCUCUUCCGUGAUGACUUCAUCCGUGCGCUCCAGGAGUCUUUUCUCUGGCCCUCAGAGGCCUGUGCCUUACUGCUGGGACCCAAUUGUGGCCAUUUUGACAUCUAUGCUCCCUGGAAUGUCACCUUGCCCCGGGUCCCCAAGCCUCCAGUCAUGCCCCCCAAGCCGCCGAAGCCUGGCUCCCCUCGGAGCAGGGUGCUGUUCCUCACCGACAUCCACUGGGAUGCGGAGUACUCCAUGGACAGUUCAGCUAACUGCAAAGAACCUUUGUGCUGCAGGAAAGGGUCCAGCAAGGCGAGCUGGAGGCAGCGAGGUGCAGGCUACUGGGGCACCUACAGUAAUUGUGACAUCCCUCUGCAUACCAUAGAAAACCUCCUGCAGAAUGUAGCCAAGGCAGGGCCAUGGGAUUGGGUUUACUGGACUGGAGACAUCCCUGCGCACAACGUGUGGUCCCAAACACGGGUGCAGCAGCUCAAUGAGCUGACCACCAUCUCCAGGCUGGUCCGCAAGUACCUUGGAGCGGGCAUUGCCGUGUACCCAGCUGUGGGCAACCAUGAGAGCACCCCAGUUAACAGUUUCCCGCCUCCGUUUGUGCAUGGGAAUCGCUCCUCCCACUGGCUGUAUGACACCAUGGCAGAAGAGUGGUCUCCCUGGUUGCCAGCACAAGCACUUCUGACCCUACGGCAAGGAGGAUUCUACACAGCUCAAGUGCAGCCAGGUCUUCGGGUGGUGUCCCUAAACAUGAAUUUCUGUGCGAGAGAGAACUACUGGUUAAUGGUGAACUCCACAGACCCAGCCAACCAGCUGCAGUGGCUUGUACACAUCUUGCAGGAAGCUGAGAACAUGGGCGAGAAGGUUCAUAUAAUUGGCCACAUCCCCCCAGGCCUCUGUCUGAGCAGCUGGAGUUGGAACUACUAUCACAUAGUUAACAGGUAUGAGAGCACUAUAACAGGCCAGUUUUUUGGGCACACACACCUUGAUGAAUUUCAGAUGUUUUAUGAUGAAGAAACGAUGACUCGGCCAGUGGGUGUGGCUUACAUUGCCCCAAGUGUUACCACUUUCAUUGACCUAAAUCCCGGAUACCGUGUGUACUACAUUGAUGGUAACUACAACGGCAGUAGUCGUCUUGUCCUAGAUCACGAUACAUUCAUCCUCAACCUCACUUUGGCCAACGGUUAUGGGGAUGGCUCCUCGUCGUUCACCAACCCCGACCCAAACCCGGCCUGGACACUGCUGUACCGGGCCUCUGAGGUCUACGGCGGGCCUGCAUUGCUCCCUUCCGACUGGGCUGCCCUGACCCAAGCCUUCCUGACCAACGACCACCUCUUCCAGCACUUCUGGUACUUCAGGCACAAAGGACACAUGUCGGAGUCAUGCCAGGGCACGUGUAAAAGCAUGAUAAUCUGCUUCCUGCGCAGCGGCCGUUACGACCUGCUGAAGCAGUGUGACCUCCUAGGCGCAGCUGGAGGACGGGCGGUGCGAUCAGUCAGAAAGUCCCUGUGCUGAUUAGCCUGCCUGGAGACAAGAGGCCCUCAGCUAGCAUUGGUGAAGCUCUGCACAGCCAGUCAUGUCACAGAAUGGGCAUUUUUGUGUGCUUUAGAAAAAAAGAGAACCUCACUAAGACGUUGCUUUGAGCUUUCUGAAGUGUGUAGCAUUUAUGAGCAUUUUGAGGUCAUGAUGACUGAUGUCCAGAGAACAUCCAACUCACUGAUUUACCUAAUUUACCAUUUGCCUACCUACUGAAUUAGAAUGUCUCAAGUAUAAGCAAAUCUAAUCAACACCUUCAUUACAUGGCUAAGUAGCAAUGAAUUUUUGAAGUAAUGAAUUUAAAAUACAAAAAUCACUUUAAAUUUAAGAAUGAGAAUAUAUCUUGGAGAUGUAUAGGAGGGGGCUCAGAAUAAAAGUAUAUGUAAAAGGACAUGCUAUGUAGCUGUUUUCUUUCUCACACUCACAGUGCUGAUGUAGAGCGUCUGUUCAUGGAGUGAUAGGAUUUGGACUGUGGUCCUUUGCCUAAUUCUGUUACUUUUAUCAUUUGUACUGAUAUUGUGAAAGUACUCUUUUAGGGUAAGCUGCUUACUUUCAAGAAUGUAGUUGAAAUUUCGAAGUGUAAAUUUGGAUCUUGCUCAACAGUGGAAUGUUUGUCCCACAUUGCACAAUUUAGAAGCUCCUAUAUGGAUUAAAACUGGCCCUUUGUGCACUCACACUUGUUUUGUGGAACGUGAGCGUGGGUGGAAGAGCCCAUUGCCUUUUUGGUUUGUGUCAAUCCACCGUAUGUGUUACAACUUGAUUUAUGUGGUGUAGAUUUUGAAUCAAUGAUGCAAUAAAUUAAGUUUUGCCAUUCA
Molecule: messenger RNA, 3040 nt
Organism: Electrophorus electricus (electric eel)
Lineage: Eukaryota; Metazoa; Chordata; Actinopteri; Gymnotiformes; Gymnotidae
Gene: smpd1
Product: sphingomyelin phosphodiesterase 1
Biological process (GO): sphingomyelin catabolic process; ceramide biosynthetic process
Cellular component (GO): lysosome
Molecular function (GO): acid sphingomyelin phosphodiesterase activity
Source: RefSeq, a predicted model, not a curated record